Molecule: messenger RNA, 4306 nt
Organism: Chrysochloris asiatica (Cape golden mole)
Lineage: Eukaryota; Metazoa; Chordata; Mammalia; Afrosoricida; Chrysochloridae
Gene: ABLIM3
Product: actin binding LIM protein family, member 3
Exons: 24
Coding region: 251-2302 (683 amino acids)
Biological process (GO): cilium assembly; cytoskeleton organization; lamellipodium assembly
Cellular component (GO): stress fiber; actin cytoskeleton
Molecular function (GO): actin filament binding
Source: RefSeq, a predicted model, not a curated record
GCGCCCCCCGCGCUGUCGCCCCGCGAGCCCGCAUCAUGGAUGUCGAGCUCUCCUAUUUCGCUCUGCUCGCCUUGGAAUCCGAGACCCCAGGCCAGGACCAGGAUUCAUGAGCCGGUCGCAGAGGCCCGGCCAGGGGCCUCUGGCUCCCGACUCCGGCCGAGAGGUGAUGUGUGAGGUCCGAAGAACCAGAGAUUUUAAAGACAACCGGGGCCUGCGUAUUGAAUGAAAGACCCAGUGCAAAGGCAUCACCAUGAACACGAGCAUACCUUAUCAGCAGAAUCCUUACAAUCCCCGGGGCAGCUCCAAUGUCAUCCAGUGCUACCGAUGUGGAGACACAUGCAAAGGGGAAGUGGUUCGAGUCCACAACAACCAUUUCCACAUCAGAUGCUUCACUUGUCAAGUGUGUGGCUGUGGCCUGGCCCAGUCGGGCUUCUUCUUCAAGAACCAGGAGUACAUCUGUACCCAGGACUACCAGCAACUCUAUGGCACUCGCUGCGACAGUUGCCGGGACUUCAUCACAGGCGAGGUCAUCUCUGCCCUGGGCCGCACCUAUCACCCCAAGUGCUUCGUGUGCAGUCUGUGCAGGAAGCCUUUCCCCAUUGGAGACAAGGUAACCUUCAGUGGUAAAGAAUGUGUGUGCCAGACAUGCUCCCAGUCCAUGACCAGCAGUAAGCCCAUCAAGAUCCGAGGACCAAGCCAUUGUGCUGGAUGCAAGGAAGAGAUCAAGCAUGGCCAGUCACUCCUGGCUCUGGACAAGCAGUGGCACGUCAGCUGCUUCAAAUGCCAAACCUGCAGCGUCAUCCUCACCGGGGAGUACAUUAGCAAAGAUGGCGUUCCAUACUGCGAGUCCGACUACCACUCCCAGUUUGGAAUUAAAUGUGAGACUUGUGACCGGUACAUCAGUGGACGGGUCUUGGAGGCAGGAGGAAAGCAUUACCACCCAACCUGUGCCAGAUGUGUACGCUGCCACCAGAUGUUCACCGAAGGCGAAGAGAUGUACCUCACAGGUUCUGAGGUUUGGCACCCUAUCUGCAAACAGGCAGCUCGGGCAGAGAAGAAGUUAAAGCAUAGGAGGACAUCUGAAACUUCCAUCUCACCCCCAGGAUCCAGCAUUGGGUCACCCAACCGAGUCAUCUGCGCUAAAGUGGAUAAUGAGAUCCUUAAUUACAAAGACCUGGCAGCUCUCCCCAAGGUUAAAUCCAUCUACGAGGUACAACGUCCCGACCUCAUUUCCUACGAGCCUCAUUCCAGAUACACGUCUGACGAGAUGCUGGAGAGAUGUGGCUAUGGAGAGUCGCUGGGAACAUUAUCUCCCUACUCGCAGGACAUCUACGAGAACCUGGACCUCCGGCAGAGACGGGCCUCCAGCCCGGGCUACAUCGACUCUCCCACAUACAGCCGGCAGGGCAUGUCUCCCACCUUCUCCCGCUCGCCUCACCUCUACUACCGCUCUGGGCCCGAGAGUGGCCGGAGCUCUCCAUACCAUAGCCAGUUAGAUGUGAGGUCCUCCACUCCAACCUCUUACCAGGCUCCCAAGCACUUUCACAUCCCAGCUGGAGAAAGUAACAUCUACCGGAAACCCCCCAUCUACAAGCGGCAUGGUGAUUUGUCCACGGCAACCAAGAGCAAGACAAGUGAAGACAUCAGUCAGGCGUCCAAGUAUAGUCCAGCCUACUCCCCAGACCCCUACUAUGCCACAGAAUCUGAGUACUGGACUUACCACGGGUCCCCCAAAGUGCCCCGAGCCAGGAGGUUCUCAUCUGGAGGAGAAGAGGAGGAUUUUGACCGCAGCAUGCACAAGCUCCAGAGUGGAAUUGGCAGGCUGAUUCUGAAGGAGGAGAUGAAGGCCCGGUCCAGCUCCUACGCGGACCCAUGGACCCCACCCCGGAGCUCUACCAGUAGCCGAGAGGCCCUGCACACUUCUGGCUAUGAGAUGUCCCUCAAUGGCUCCCCUAGGUCCCACUACCUCGCUGACAGCGAUCCCCUCAUCUCCAAAUCAGCCUCCUUGCCUGCCUACAGAAGAAAUGGACUACACAGGACACCCAGCGCAGACCUCUUCCACUAUGACAGUAUGAAUGCAGUCAACUGGGGCAUGCGAGAGUACAAGAUCUACCCUUAUGAACUGCUGCUGGUGACCACGAGAGGAAGAAACAGACUUCCCAAGGAUGUGGACCGGACUCGUUUGGAGCGCCAUCUGUCCCAGGAAGAGUUCUACCAAGUCUUUGGCAUGACCAUCUCUGAGUUUGACCGGCUGGCCCUCUGGAAGAGGAACGAAUUGAAGAAGCAAGCCCGGCUGUUCUAGGCGGAGGCUCUAUAAAUAUAUAUGCAUUUAUAUAAAGAUAUAUGUAUAGUCCUCUCUUAUGUAAUGGGACACACUGCCUGCCAUGAGACUUGCUUGUCUGUACUGCCAGGCGAGCCCAUGUCAUCGAAAUAUUUUGAUGCUCUUUACCUUCUCUUUUCUAAGUGCUGUGGAGUUUGGGAAGGGAUUUGAGGGGGACUCCUGCCCUUUUACUGGGGGUUCUUUUUAUAUGGAAACAUCUGUCCUAACUCAAGUCCCCUGAUCCCCAACUCUUCUUUCCUAGAGGUGCCUGAAGAAGUCUCUCUUCUUUCUGCUUCUUGGCCCUUUGUCCCAGGUUUCCAGGGCUGAUACUGACCAUGCAGUUUUCACACCUUAUUGGCCCCAGAGGGGCCCCCCCAAAGGAGAUCCAUAGGGAUCACCCAAAGUCACAGAGCACCUUUGAGAACCAUGAAGAACUUUCUCAUCACCCCCAACUAGGUGGUCAGUGCUCUCUGGGGGUGAUGUGGUCACAGACUUACAAGUAUGGGGUCAGAUCCACUCGUCACACCAGUCAACAGAAGUGAACAGGGCCUUGGCCUCUCCUCAGCUCUGUAACUCUCUUCUUUCUGCCCUUUAUCCUUCCCUCUCCCUUGUCCACAUCUAGAACUCCUGGUAGAAAAAGAAAAAAGGCCCUUGUGUUCCCUCCCCCACUUCUGAAUGGCCCCAUAGCCUGGCCUCUCUGGCCCUAAUUUGGAGAGCAGAGAAAAGGGGAGGGAACUGGGGUGGGGAAUAGAGGAGGGCACCUGUUGGAAUUGGAGCUGCAGAACCACCUGGACCCUACUCUCCCUCACUUCUCCCAGCACUUCCUGACACUUCUGUCUUUCGAGGAGAGGUCCAUUCCUGCAGCCUAUAUUCUUCAGCCUUACUACAAUCUAUGUGCCUGACAACUCAACACACCACAGGGCUUAUGUUCCCAUUAUAGCUCCAACUGAACAACUAGACAGACAACCUCUAAUUGCCCUGCUAGAGGUGACGUACGUCACAUCCUGAAGAAAGGCUUUAGGUCUGUGCCUCUUGGUUCCUGGGCCCAAGGGCAAUUGUACCAGUCCUCUGCCAACCCUCAGCCCCCUCUGCAAAGAUGGCCUUGUUUACGGGGCUCUUACUUUUGGAAGAGUACUGCUUGUGGGAUUCCAUCAUGAAGGGUUGGUCAGCAUUGCUGGUGAUCAUCCUGGAAUUCCUUGGUGCCUCCUGCUGUCUGGAGCAGGAGUGAAAAGCUUCACCUUCUCUCCUCCUCUCUCCAAACCCUCAACCCUGAGGUGAUGCUUGUUAGGUGGGCUGUUCCUUCAGAGAGUCACCUAAGGCAGAUCACUUGGAGGUCAUGGAGGAAGGUGAAGAAGUACAAGUGAUGUAAUAGUGGCUCUCAAGAGGCUGGUCAUGUGACACAGCAAAUGUAGAACUGCAUGCAAUUCGACAAACCUUCGCAGAGCACUUGCUGAUGCUGAGCACCUGCUGUAUACUGAGCACUGAAGUGGGAAGGGGGGUGCAAACACUGAGAUGAAUCAGCGUGGUCCUCUUGAUAGUGGGUACAGUAAGUAAGACAUGUGCCCAAACUCAACGGAUAUAAGAUAGAAAGUGAUAGGAGAGGGCAUGAGAAAGUGUGGCAUUGCUAGAAAGACCUAUGCAGCGGUUUGCAGACCAGGAGAGCUUUCUGAAAGAAAUUGUGUUUGGGAAAAAUUCAAGAAGGAUCUUCUGUAAACUGAGAAAAGACUGGAUACUGGAAGUUAAAGGGUGAUGGGAUGAGGGGCCAGAAGGGAGGUCUCAUAUGCUUUCACUUAACAUAUCUACCCUCCCUGAAACUUCUCUUUUUAGCCAAUGUCUUUCAACUAUCCUGACCCUUUAGAAAUGUCCCCAGCCAGACACAAUCAUCAAAACUGCCUCAUUGUCACUGGUUAAGAACUUGGCGAGAUUGAAGGGCUUUUGUUGUUGUUGGAUAUUUUUGUUUCCCAUAAAAGCACAUCAUUUCAACCC